AUGAAGAACGUUCUUAUCCAUAAGGGAUCAACAUACAAGACUCGCAGUAACAGGAGGGUAAGGGUUAGGACGCCGUCUGGGAAGCUCGUCAACCGCCGUACCAAGAAGUAUUCCAAGAAGCACAGAUGCCAUGAAUGCAAUGCUGUCCUAGGAAGCAUAGCUCGGAUGAGACCUGCAGAGUUUUCACGUCAGAAGGUUUCUGCAAGACGUGUCAACAGAGCCUAUGGAGCGACACACUGUGGCAGGUGUGUCAGGGAGAAGAUAAUUGGCGCCUUCCUUGCUGAUGAAGAAAGGAUAGUCAAGGAGAAGACUGGGAUGAAUAUUGGGAUGGCCAUUGGUGGAUAA
Molecule: messenger RNA, 345 nt
Organism: Encephalitozoon romaleae SJ-2008
Lineage: Eukaryota; Fungi; Microsporidia; Unikaryonidae
Product: 60S ribosomal protein L34
Exons: 1
Coding region: 1-345 (114 amino acids)
Biological process (GO): ribosome biogenesis; translation
Cellular component (GO): cytosolic large ribosomal subunit; ribosome
Molecular function (GO): structural constituent of ribosome
Source: RefSeq, a predicted model, not a curated record